AGUUGUAUAGUGGUAUCUUUUAUCCAUUUUGCUCUGUAAAUUGAUAUUUAAAUCCAAAUCUUUAAAUCUUCCUGCAGUUCUAUUAAAAUCAUGGCUAUGUUGCGCAAAUUAGGACAGUCUAUGUCUAACCUUGCAAGCAGGAAUGCUGCUAUUGCUGUCACAGCAGGCUACCAUAAGAAGGUAAUUGAUCAUUAUGAAAACCCGCGCAAUGUUGGGUCGCUUGACAAGACAGACUCAAAUGUAGGCACAGGACUUGUGGGUGCUCCUGCCUGUGGUGACGUCAUGAAGCUGCAAGUCAAAGUUGAUGAAAACGGCAAGAUCAUCGAUGCUAAAUUCAAGACCUUUGGUUGCGGCUCUGCUAUUGCAUCGUCUUCGUUGGCUACAGAAUGGAUCAAAGGAAGGAAGGUUGAUGAAGCACUCACUAUCAAAAACACGGACAUUGCCAAGGAGCUCAACCUGCCGCCCGUCAAGCUCCAUUGUUCAAUGCUGGCUGAAGACGCAAUCAAGUCUGCUCUGCAGGAUUAUAAAGUUAAACAAGAAUCCAAACUCGCUGCCGCCAAGAACUAGGCGAUGUCAGGAUUAUCGUGUAAAUAGUAAAAUACUCACGCAACAUUGGACAUUAUGACGCAGCUUUGUUCAGGAAAUGUGUCCUGAUGUAAUGUGCUCUUAGGCACAUUGCAAAGGCUGGCCUGAUCGCUUGCGCAUGGAGCGUAAAGCAUUUUAAAAACAAGUUUUAUUUGACCACAUUCGUACUGAAGUUUUGAAUGAACGUUAUUAGUUAGGUAGUAAUAAGAUGCAAGACGAUGGAACUCGAUGUUAUUUUUGUGUCUCUUAGUUACGAUGAAAUGACUACCUAAUACGUGAUUUAAAGUAAAAGUUAUAUUCACUUACUAUAAGUAGCUAAUCAUCAAGUGAAAUAAACAGUUUGUUACACGUUU
Messenger RNA from Hyalella azteca, 938 nucleotides. It is a transcript of the gene IscU, whose product is annotated as iron-sulfur cluster assembly enzyme ISCU, mitochondrial. Gene Ontology annotation, cellular component: cytoplasm; mitochondrial matrix. The transcript is spliced from 4 exons. Gene Ontology annotation, biological process: iron-sulfur cluster assembly; intracellular iron ion homeostasis. The record is from RefSeq and is a predicted model, not a curated record. The coding region runs from base 91 to 567 and encodes 158 amino acids. NCBI's taxonomy places the organism in Eukaryota, Metazoa, Arthropoda, Malacostraca, Amphipoda, Hyalellidae. Gene Ontology annotation, molecular function: ferrous iron binding; 2 iron, 2 sulfur cluster binding.